AUGAGAAUACACAUCAUUUAUAUCGUGCUUGCAGCAUAUAUCGGCAGGAUAGUUUCUACUAUGGUGCUGUCUCCUGAAGAAAUAGAAGAUGUACAUAAUCUAUUAGACGAACAUAACUUGACUACAGAUGAAGUGAGAUUUAGGCUAGACUCUACUACUCCAAGAGCAGAAUCUCCUGAUGAUAUGGCACCAAUUAUAAGCUAUGCACGGCUAGAAGACAUGCUAAAUGUUGCAGAUAAAGGAUGCGAUAAAGUGUUUUCGGAAUACGCCAAAUAUUCAAAAAACCAAAAGAUGGAGCAUAUGUUCCAGCUGUACAGCAGUACAAGCAAGCUUAACAAGGCUAAAAUAGAGCAGCACUAUAAUGCAAAAUUUAGGGAGGUGGCGUAUGACAAUAGGCAGAACUACGCUAUAGUUGUUAGACUCUUGGAGAAUCCGGAUAAAAUAAUGAACAGUGACAUAUCUGAACUAGUAGACAAAUUAGAGAAUUUAGAGAAGAAAUCCUCUGGAAAAGAAUCUCUUGAAACAAGAGAUGUAAGGUUUAUUAUUGGUAGAUAUCUUGAACUUAUUGGAAUGCCUUCUAUACUUGUUGGUAAAAUGAUAGGCUAUUUAUACUCAUACAACUUCAAGAUAGCCACAGCAAGGGAUACAGAGAUUCUGCUAAACUUUAUUGAUAGAAAUAUAUUUGGAAACCUAAACUACAAUAGUUUUGGCAUGUUCAUGAAAACAUACAGUGAGUUAGUCAGAGCGACAAUUUCCCAUGUGAAUUUAUUUGCUUCCAAUGAGGAACAUUGCAUAAACCAAAUUGAAAAAACAGACCAGACUGACAAAUUAAUUAAGAGGUUUAAAAAAAUGGUAAACCGUCUUGACAUCCUCAAGAAAAAGCUGCUUGGCUUUAGAAAAACAAUGCUAGAGGCAUAUCAUAUUAUAGGAAAGUCAGGUGAUCAGGUAUUUUUCAAUGGAGGGGAGUUUGUACAGGUAGCCUUUGACACGACAAAUCAGAAACAAAUAGAGCAGGCGAUCAAUGUACUUAGAAAACAGCAUAGAUUUGAAAUGGAAAAGCUUCGAAGCAGCAUUCAUAAAUACAUAAAAGAGCAAGAUGACAUGAUAAAAAAAAUAUGCGAAACAUGCAAUAACGAUGUAUGUCCUAUGGAGAAAUACCCAGAUCAGGUACAGAGAGGCUACGAUAUUUUUAGGCAGGACUACUAUAUAUUGAUGAAUCAAAUAGUUAACUUAGAAGAGUGUACUGCGUCUGAGAAAAAAGCUGCAAAUAAAAAGAUAGAAGCCACUAUUAAGAAGAUCAAAACUAUCACAGAUAUGGACAUAGAAAUAGUGAAAUUUGGGCUGGCCCAGCAUAACGUAUUAAAAAGAUUUGCAGACGAGGAGAUUAUGAGAAACAAUGAUUUGGAAGACAAUACGAUAAAAUUCUAUCCUAUUGAUAAGAUAGUGGAAAUAUUGAAUAACAACUACGCCUACAUAAAGAAAAUGGAGUCAAUCAACAAAUAUAUAGAGAAAAACUAUAAUCCAGAAUGCAGAGAGCAGGAUUUAUUACAAUUACUCAAUAAAAGCUUGCACAGACCCUGCACUAUGGAAGUGCCAGUCUGCGGUCUAAUUAUUGAAUUAGUAAAGCAGAUUCGAAAUAAGCUAGAAGAUAAAAAAGAUAAGGUAGACCGUAUAUACAUAGAGUAUAUAGAGAGUGCAGUUACUCUCCUUGAAGAUAAAAUUUUGGAUGAACUUAAGCAGUAUAGUACUUUUUCACAUAACAAGUACGAUCUUCUUAGAAAAGUUAUAAUUGAGAUUCUGCCAGAGUACAAAAAGAUUCUGAUCAUUCUAGAUCUAGAAAACAUAAAAAUAAGAAAUAACAUGCUGAUCACAUGGAUCUUCUACAUAAAAAAGCUAGAUAGUGUGAUCAUACCAACAGUUUAUGGUAGAAUUAUGAGAUAUGUAGCCUUUUAG
Nematocida ausubeli is the source of this 1953-nucleotide messenger RNA. RefSeq lists its product as uncharacterized. The record is from RefSeq and is a predicted model, not a curated record. The transcript has a single exon. The coding region runs from base 1 to 1953 and encodes 650 amino acids. NCBI's taxonomy places the organism in Eukaryota, Fungi, Microsporidia.